Molecule: messenger RNA, 2170 nt
Organism: Strongylocentrotus purpuratus (purple sea urchin)
Lineage: Eukaryota; Metazoa; Echinodermata; Echinoidea; Camarodonta; Strongylocentrotidae
Product: sodium/calcium exchanger regulatory protein 1
Exons: 1
Coding region: 470-880 (136 amino acids)
Biological process (GO): fatty acid transport
Cellular component (GO): cytosol; nucleus
Molecular function (GO): fatty acid binding
Source: RefSeq, a predicted model, not a curated record
GGGUGCUACCAGUCAGCUCUGUCGUCUGUUCCAUAUAAAUCGCCCUGAACAGCGUGCACAGAUCAACAGACAGCCUGAUAAUCCCCAGCACCAGACGAACUCGUAUCAUAUUUUCUACUCACCAUCACUCGGCAGACAGGAGAUUCGUUAACACCGGCUCACGGGCAUCAUAGCUGAGGUAUGCCAGUUGGGUUGACGGGGGAUAGCCCGACUCUCAUCCCGAAGAAUUUCCGUUUCAAUCCACCGCAAUACUUGGUGAACAUUCCUGUCAGUGUUUAGUCUGUAGUCGCCUGUCACUCUUAACGAUAACUGGAGUGCAAACAAUCUUCCAGAGCUGCAAUCAGCAUCCUCCUUAAACGCAAAACUGUGAACUUGCAAGUUUUCUUUUAAAACUCACUCACCGUUAGCCUUGUGACUAACUGGUUCUUGAGCUUGCCGCGAUCAUUUACCAUUAGAAACAGUUACAAUAAUGGCUCAACUGGUUGGAAGUUGGAAGCUAGUCCGCAGUGAGAGUUUUGAGGAAUACCUGAAAGAGAUGGGUGUGAAUACCCCAAUGCGGAAGCUGGCGACCCACAUGCAUCCUUCUUGCGAAAUCAAGCGAGACGGGGAUUCCUUCAGCAUCAAAAUGAACGUCCCUGUCAUCACCAUACACGAACAGGGGUUUACCAUCGGCGUCCCCUUCGAAGACCUGCUCCCCAACGGCCUGAAGCAGAUGACCAUCGCCAGACUGGAAGAUGAAAACAAGAUCAGAUUCCUGGAGGAGGAAGAGUCUGAUAAACCACACGUGGUCGUACGCGAAGUCAUUGGCGAUGAGAUGAUCAUGACUUGUUCCAAGGGCGAUGUCAAAUGUACCCGGAUCUUCAAGCGGAUCGAAAACUAAGCAGAGGAAGGAGAUUGAUCACCGCAGUCAGCUCCCGUAUAACACAAGGUCCAUUACUCGGACGACCGGAAACAUCGCCGACACCCUAAAUUGGUAAACCACAAGUUUAACUGUUAUAUAGCACUAUAUGUAGUCUAAAAAGUACAUUUAGCUUCACUUCAACUAACAGUGUACGCUUUUACCACUAGUAAUCUCAUUUUAUUAGUGGCUUCCAAUACUUCAAGGACUCUUAAAUUAAUUUUCUUGUUUGGAAACCACAAUGAGCCGUGUCGUCUAUGUGCCUAGUGUAUACAAAAUAAACUGACGUCUACUAACACAUGUUAUGUCACGCCCGUUGCACACGAAGAAUUAUUCCGCUGACGCAGGACUGCGUUAAAGAUUGACUCAGUCUUUGACGUACCAUGAAAGAGUGAACGACAUCACACACAGAGCAAAUGAAAAAUAACAGUUAAUUGCUUUUGCGUACGGGCUAAUUAGCUGCAGAGGCUUGAAAAGCGCAUCUUUUGACGCAGUCGAACUUGGGUCUCGUGUGCAACGGGCGAUCGAGAAAUGGCGUUAGACGCAGCAUUGUUUCUGUCAAAGAGGUCUUUGAAAGGCUAUGCAGUAUGUGAGUACAUAUUACAUGUUGAAUUCAUGUUAAAAACCUAUGAGAAGCAGCUGCUAUUCACAACGUGUGUAUUAUCACUCUAAUCUAUAUAAAUAUAUUUGUAUAUUUAGAACAGGAAUUUUUGCUGCAAUUCGAUCGACCAAGUUAACACUAUGUUUGUCAUUAUGCCUUUUGUGCUUACGUGUGAAUAAUAUUCCUGGAAUUAUCGGUGACCAAUUUUUGCUCAUUUUGUUGAGUGCAUUGUGAUGUUUUUUGUAUGAUUUUAAAUUAUAGUAGUGGCAUUGAGAUUAUUGAUCUGAAUCAUUCUGUACAUUGUACAGAAGUAAUUAUAACGUCGACUUGUCAAUAAAAAAUAAAAAAAUAAACGUCGAAACCACCAAAAUAAGCUAAUAUUUCACAAUUUCAAAUUAUAAAGUGAGAAAAAAAAAUCAAUAUUGCUCAACAAAUAGACAGGUCUAAACUCACGCAAAUCACUUUCAAACGUUACCAUAUGAAAAAUAUUGAAUCCAGAAUUGUAUAAAUCAUAUAUUCGGUGAGGGUAAUCUUACAAUAGACCUGUCUUUUAAUAACUGAUGGUUAUUCUUCAUCAUGCUUUUGACGAUGGUGCAACACGUGUCAUUUUGUACUAUGAUUUGAUUUCGCAAUAUCUGAAUAUUCUUCCUUUACAUGGGCAUGAUAGAUGU